Stereum hirsutum FP-91666 SS1 is the source of this 2229-nucleotide messenger RNA. RefSeq lists its product as uncharacterized. The coding region runs from base 1 to 2229 and encodes 742 amino acids. The record is from RefSeq and is a predicted model, not a curated record. The transcript has 12 exons. NCBI's taxonomy places the organism in Eukaryota, Fungi, Basidiomycota, Agaricomycetes, Russulales, Stereaceae.
AUGCAGCAAGCGAACGCGUACCCGCCCGAAUCGUCUUUGCAUCAUGAGAGCAGCACGUCUAUCGAGCGCACUGAUCUACCAAAGCCCUGGGCACCAUUCCGUUUACGUCAAGAUAUAGAGUACGCUGAGACCGUAGUACAAGGGCUAAUGAGACGGAGGGUCGUCGAUAAGCAGUUGAAUGGAAUGCACAGUAACUGGAUGGUCGGGGGAUCCAAUAUUACGUCUCGCUCGAACGAUGACCUUCAAGUAUCUCUUGCGGCUGCACGGGAGUACACUCAACGGUUUGAAUGGGGGCAUGUUGAGGUUGACUACAAGGGCAAUAUGGUCCCGUUCGACUUUCCCUACCGCGACCCAAUCACCUGGAUGCGCUCGCUGCUUCAAGACGAGACACUUAGCGAAUCUAUAAUGUGGCACUCUGUUCGCAAGACUUACCACGAAAACGGGAACGAGAUUCGUAUUAUUGACGAGCCCAAUACCGCCGAUGGAUGGUGGGAUAUUGAUGACGAAUUGCCGGAGCCUGAUCCUCAUCCACAUUGUUUUGUACCUUUCCAUGUCUGGCUCGACAAGGGCAUGGUGACAAAACGAGUCAAGAAACACCCUAUCGUCCUUCGUGCAGCCUUUCUCCCGUGGAAGAUACGUAACGGCUCAGGAAACGGUGGUGGAGUGCUCCUUGGAUUCAUGCCGGAGAUUCCCGAUCCAGAUGAUCCAGAUGACCGUAAUACGCAAGAGUCCGACGAGUUUGCCUCAUUCAAACGUUCUGUAUACCAGGCUGUUCUAGGUUAUAUCUUUCAUGCACUCUUGUUACUCUCUUGUCUCGGUGAGGCCAUCAAAUGUGGCGACACGGAGAUCCGUGUCGCGCAUCCUGGGAUUUUUAUUGUAUCUCUCGACGCUGAGGAGGCGGCCAACUUCGAGUGCGUAAAACAUGCCCGAGCGAAUCAUCCAUGCCCCAACUGUCUUGUCGGCAAAUGCAACCUCCACAAGCUUAAUUCGUCCUUUGAGGUGCGGACUAUCCAGGCCAUGCGUGCCGUUCUGAGGCGUGUGGAGCUAGCGUCCACCAAGGGUGAAGCAGAGAGGCUUUUGCAAGAAUAUGGGCUUCAUGAUACUAAGCAUUUCAUGUGGGAGUAUCGCUUUACAGAUCCGUACUUGGCCUACAUGUACGAUCUGCUCCACUCUGACGACCUCGGAAAGUGGGGAAAGCAUCUGUGGCCCAAACUCCUCCAAAUUCUCAAGGAGGUUAAGCAUGGAAAGUCGAGGUUGGAGAAGAACAUGCAGAGAUUUCCUCGAUGGCCCAAGUCGAAGCAUUUCAACAAGGUUUCGGAGACGGAGUUCGCUGAUGGGCAAGCCUUCUUCGACAUUCUCAAGAACAGUGUCGUCGUUCACUGCAUCCGCGCCUACCAGCGUCUUCGGAUUAUGGCCGGCAUGCACGUCAUGACAGACGUUCUCCCGCGAUCGGGUGUUCCUCCUCACGAUGGCCCUUCGCCAACAUCGUCCCUUCAUCCGACACGCAUGGAGCGCUUGCAGCGCUUUAUCCGGGAGUAUGGGAAGCAGUGCGAUAAACUCGGCGAUCAAUAUGACAAGAACUUCAAUUUUCUCAAGCAGCAUGCCACCGUACAUCUACCCUCCAGCAUCCGGUAUGGAGGGACCACUAUAAAUUCUACGACUAGAAUAGGUGAAGGAUUCCAGCAGGAGAUUGCGCAGGCAUACAGGCUGACCAAUUGCCGAGAUACCGAAAAGCAGAUAGCACGUCACGACGAGACCGGAGAGGCGUUGGCUCAAAUCAGAAUGGCGGUCGACGAGUACGACCAAAAGCUUCAGGAAGAGAGCGAGGAUGACUCGGACUGGGAAACUGAGGAUGAAGAGGACGAGGAUGUGGAAAGCACUGUCAACCGAGAGGAAGAUGCGGCUUUGGCACGAGAAGGAGGCACUUUAGAUCAUUGGGCUCUCCGGUCUCCCUUUCGAGCUUGGACAAACUCACGCUUUCUCGAGGAUGAACUCAAAGCAACUUCUUUAGUAAAGGAUUUUCACGCCAAGCUGUGGUCUUUCCUUCAAAGGGCCGUACAUGGCGUAAAUGCUCUUGAUGCUCGGCUAUCUAUCAAAAUCCGUUCUUGCCGUGCACUCUAUUUACGCUACCAGUCCGAAGAAGAUUGGUCGGAGGCCGUCGACAUUCUUCGGUGUAGUCCCAAACAAGCACAUUCGGUUCCAAAGCCUUCCCGCACUGUGCACGCCUAA